Molecule: messenger RNA, 10970 nt
Organism: Thrips palmi
Lineage: Eukaryota; Metazoa; Arthropoda; Insecta; Thysanoptera; Thripidae
Gene: Dscam1
Product: Down syndrome cell adhesion molecule-like protein Dscam2
Exons: 35
Coding region: 341-6307 (1988 amino acids)
Biological process (GO): homophilic cell-cell adhesion; dendrite self-avoidance; axon guidance
Cellular component (GO): axon; plasma membrane
Molecular function (GO): cell-cell adhesion mediator activity
Source: RefSeq, a predicted model, not a curated record
CCGUGCUGUGCUGUGCCGCGGUUGGGGUGUGUUUCGCUCGCGCCCGCUCCGUCGCGCCGUCGCUGUCCAGUGCUAUGUGUGUGUUCGUGCAGUUUUAGGUCGCCGUCGCGUCCUGUGGAUUUUUCAAGGUGUUUCGGUGUUUCGCAGCCAAAAUCAUCAGUGCAGUGUCUAGUGAUCAGUGUUGAAACCGAGGUCGGGAAGGCCUUCGGUAGCCGCCCCUGGGGGUGGCACAGUGUGUGUUUGUGAAGUGAAAGUGCGUUCAUACCGCGGUACCUAGUGCUAGUGCUCAGUGCCCCAUUUGGAUUACUCUUCUCUGGCUAUUGGAUUAAAAGCCACCGCCAUGGAGGCCCGUCGUAUGGAUUACCUUCUGCCUCUCUUCUUCGCCCUCGCCUUCGCUCUCACAGCCGCCGCCGUGGAGGACGACCGCGCCGGCCCUCUGUUCAUCCACGAGCCCAUCAACCGCGUCGACUUCUCCAACACCACCGGCGCCACCGUGGAGUGCUCCGCCAUGGGCACCCCCAACCCGGAAAUCGUCUGGAUCCGCUCCAACGGCACCGCAGUCACCGACGUCCCCGGCCUCCGCCAGGUCCUUCCGAACGGCAAUCUGGUGUUCCCGCCCUUCCGCGCGGAGGACUACCGUCAGGAGGUGCACGCACAGGUGUACGUGUGCCUGGCCAGGAACCCCGUCGGCUCCGUGCACUCCCGCGAUGUCAACGUGCGCGCAGUGGUGUCCCAGCACUACAUCACGGAGGCCGAAAACGAGUACGUUAUCCGGGGCAACUCGGCGGUCAUGAAGUGCAAGAUCCCCAGCUUCGUGGCGGACUUUGUGUCGAUUGACGCGUGGCUGUCAGACUCCGGGGACACGCAUGUGUACAGCAAGGGCCAGACGGACUACGAUGGCAAGUACCUGGUCCUUCCCUCCGGAGAACUCCACAUCCGCGACGUCGGCCCCGAAGACGGAUACAAGACCUACCAGUGCCGCACCAAGCAUCGCCUCACCGGGGAGACUCGUCUCAGCGCUACCAAGGGUCGUCUAGUCAUCACCGAGCCCACAAGCAACAUCGCGCCCAAGUCCUCCGGGGAGAAGUACGAGGGUGGCCGUCUGCUCAGCUUCGCCACCGGCAGCCUGGCGCUGCUGCUGUGCCCCGUGGCCGGGUACCCCGUCCCGGUGUUCAGGUGGUACAAGUUCGAAGAAGGCAGCUCCCGCAAGCGCGCGGUCACCCUCAACGAACGCGUCAAGCAGGUCAGCGGCACCCUCAUCAUCAAGGAGGCCGUCGUGGCGGACUCCGGCAAGUACCUCUGCGUCGUCAACAACACCGUGGGAGGCGAGAGCGUGGAGACGGUCCUCACCGUCACAGCACCCUUGUCAGCAACGAUUGAACCACAAAGCCAGACUGUAGAUUUCGGCAGACCAGCUGUCUUCAACUGCGUUUACAAGGGCAACCCUGUGCGCACCAUCACCUGGAGCAAGGACGGACGGUCGCUCAACCUCGAUGGACCAGUGCUUCGAAUUGACGCAGUCAAGAAAGAAGACAAGGGCAUGUACCAGUGUUUUGUUCGCAACGACCAGGAAAGCGCACAGGCCAGUGCUGAACUGAAACUUGGAAGCCGAUUUGACCCCCCUCAGAUUGUUCACGCCUUCUCCUCUGAGACUCUCCAGCCUGGACCACCUGUACAUCUCAUGUGUGUUGCCUCUGGAAACCCAACGCCUGAGAUCUCCUGGGAAUUGGACGGAAAGAAGCUGACCAGCAGGGAGAGGAUUCAAGUCGGACAGUACCUGAAAAUGAAUGGCAACGGCAAUGUGGUUUCACACCUCAACAUUUCUUCCAUCCAAACGGCUGAUGGUGGUCUUUACAAAUGCAUCGCCUCAUCCAAAGUUGGCUCCGUUGAACAUGCUGAGAGGCUCAAUGUGUAUGGUGUUCCAUUCAUUCGUCCCAUGGAUAAGCGAGCAAUUGUUUCUGGAGAAACUUUAUUCGUCACCUGCCCUGCGGCUGGUUACCCAAUCAAGUCUAUUACUUGGGAAAGAGAUGGACGUACCCUUCCUAUUAACCGCAAACAGAAAGUUUUCCCCAACGGCACCCUGAUCAUUGAAAAUGUUGAGAGGCAGUCUGACCAAGCAACUUACACAUGUGUCGUUCAGAAUGAACAAGGAUUUUUGGUGAAAGGCAACCUGGAAGUUCAAGUCAUGGUGCCCCCGCACAUCACCCCGUUCGCGUUCGAGGCCGAGGCGUUCGCCGGCGACAGCGUGCAGCUGUCUUGCUACGUGUCUCGCGGUGACCUCCCCCUCACCGUGUCCUGGCGCUUCGACGGCCGCCUCGUCCCGGGCGGCAACGAGGCGGCUGCGGACGCCAGCCUGCCGCCCGGCAUCUCCACGGAGAGGAUGGGCACGCGCAACAGCGUUCUUACCAUCGAGUCCGUGUCCGCGGCCCACUCGGGGAACUACACCUGCAUGGCCAGGAACAAGGCCGCCGUCGUGGAGCACACGGCCCCCCUCAAAGUGAACGUUCCACCCCGCUGGAUUCUUGAACCCACUGACAAGGCUUUUGCUCAAGGCAGUGAUGCCAAAAUUGAGUGCAAAGCUGAUGGCUUCCCAAAACCUUCAGUCACAUGGAAGCGAGCUGCUGGUGACACCCCUGGUGACUACAAAGACCUGAAAAUGAACAACCCUGAUAUCAAAGUGGAAGAUGGUACUCUGUUCAUCAACAACAUCCAGAAGAGCAGUCAUGGCUACUACCUUUGUGAGGCAGUGAAUGGGAUCGGCUCAGGACUCUCUGCGGUUAUAAUGAUUAGUGUUCAAGCUCCCCCAACUUUUGACAUUAAAAUGCGCAACCAAACUGCAAGACGAGGAGAGCCAUCUGUUCUUCAGUGUGAAGCCAAGGGCGAGAAACCAAUUGGAAUUCUGUGGAACAAGAACAACCAGCGCAUUGAACCGACCAACAACAACAAGUACACUAUUCGUGAGGAAAAUCUGUCAGAUCGAGUUGGAUCAGACCUGAGCAUCAAACGAACUGAACGAAGCGAUUCAGCUCUUUUCUCAUGUGUUGCCACAAACGCCUUUGGCAGUGAUGACACAAGCAUCAACUUGAUCGUUCAAGAGAAUCCAGAGGCACCUUACGGCUUGAAGGUUUUAGACAAAUCUGGCCGCUCAGUUCAACUUUCAUGGGCUGCUCCUUAUGAUGGAAACUCUGCUAUCAAGCACUAUUUGAUUGAGCACAAAGUUUCAAAAGGCUCUUGGGAAAUGGACAUUGAUCGUGUGCUUGUACCUGGACAACAAGUAAUCGCUCAUGUCAUCAACCUGCGGCCUGCUACCACCUACCAUGUUCGUAUUGUUGCUGAGAACGAAAUUGGACCCUCUGACCCAUCUGACACCGUCACUAUUAUAACUGCUGAAGAGGCACCCUCUGGCCCACCAACAAAUGUGCGAGUGGAGUCUACUGACCAGACCAGCCUGAAGGUUUUGUGGAAGCCCCCAGAAAGGGAGGAGUGGAAUGGCGAAAUCCUGGGCUACUAUGUUGGAUACAAACUAGCUACUUCGGACAAGAAAUAUAUCUUUGAGACUGUUGAAUUCUCCAAGGAAGAAGGAAAGGAACACCAUCUAGUCAUCAACAACCUCAAGACCUACACUCAGUACUCAGUUGUCAUUCAAGCCUUUAACAAGGUUGGGGCUGGUCCCAUGUCUGAGGAAGUUCGCCAGUACACUGCUGAAGGCAAGCCUGAGAUGCCACCAACUGACACCACCUGCACUACUCUCACCUCCCAAACGAUUCGUAUGCGCUGGGUGUCGCCACCUCUUACCUCAGCCAAUGGUGUCAUUCAAGGCUACAAAGUUGUAUAUGGGCCCACGGAUACCUGGAAUGAUGAAAGCACAAAAUUGACCAUGAAAACUGCAUCUAGUGAGACAAUCCUCCACGGACUCCAAAAGUACACCAACUACAGCAUGAUGGUUCUCGCCUACACAUCUGGAGGUGAUGGUGUUGCAAGCAGCCCUAUCCACUGCCAAACUGAGCAAGAUGUUCCUGAGGCUCCAGCUGCUGUCAAAGGUUUAGUGAAAUCUGAAGAGUCAGUGCUGAUUAGCUGGAAGGCUCCCACAAGGCCUAAUGGUGCCAUAUCUCAGUACACUGUUUACAUGCGAGCCGGAGAUGAUGAAGGAAAAGAUGUCAAGAAGAACACUGUAGAGUACUCUGAGACAAGCUUUGAAGUUAAGGAUAUGAAGAAAAAUGGCCAAUAUGAAUUCUGGGUGACCGCAAGCACUGUCAUGGGUGAAGGCCCACCAUCUAACUCUGUGAUGAUUGCACCAAAUGCCAGGAUUCCUGCCAAAAUUGCUUCCUUUGAUCGCAUCUUUACUGGCAAAUACCGUGAAAAUCUGAAACUGCCUUGCCUCUCCGUCGGCCUACCUGAGCCAGAGGUCAAAUGGACAGUGAAGGGACAAUCACUUGCCCCUGGUGACAACCCACACUUCCGUAUUGUUGAAGGAGGCUUGAUGGUAAUGGGAGUAACUCGCGAGGAUGCUGGAGAGUAUGUUUGCUCAGUGGAAAAUAGUUUCGGAAAGGACACUGUCACUCAUCAGCUAGUUGUUCAUGCUCCACCUCACACACCUCAAAUUGUUGUGGCAAUGACUACAACCAAUUCCAUUACAAUGAAGAUGAAACCACAUGCAUCGGACAAAGAGCCCAUUAGUGGUUACACUGUCCGGUACAAGCCAGAAUACGGUGACUGGGAAACUGUGCAAGUGCCCGCUGAUGAAGCCAAAUACACCCUUCAGGAACUUGGCUGUGGACUAAAAUACCAGAUGGUUGUCAACGCAUUUAACAGCAUUGGAAUCGGUGAUGAGACUGACAUCUUGACUGCAUCAACCAAAGGCUCCAAACCAAUCAGCCCUGAAGCUCGUAACUUUAUUGAGGUUCAGAGCACAUCUGUCACUUUACAUCUAGGAGCUUGGCAAGAUGGUGGCUGCUCUAUGAAUUAUUUUGUCAUUGAGCACAAGAAGAAGAAUGAGAGGAACUGGAAUCAGGUUGCAAACAACGUCAAGCCCAAUGCCAAUUUUGGAGUUGGUGAUUUGGAGCCUGCUCAGUGGUACCAUUUACGAGUUACUGCUCACAACAAUGCUGGUUUUACUGUGGCUGAGUACGAAUUUGCUACCCUGACCGUCACAGGAGGAACUAUUGCCCCGCCAGAACGAGGCCUCAUCAAUGUAAAUGAAUAUUUCCCCUGGAUCCCAGACUGGAUGGACUUGAACGUAGUCGUCCCAGUGGCCGCUACCAUUGUAGUUCUUUUGGUCGGCAUGAUUGUAAUUUGUGUGGCUAUUUCCCGACGCUCUCGUGGCCCCGAACAAACUCGCCUGAGAGAUGAUGUUGUCUACAACCAGUCCAUGCCCGGCACAAUGGGCCAAACAAUGGGCAAGCAGCGACCUGAUCUUCACGACGAGCUUGGCUAUAUUGCUCCACCCAAUCGCAAACUACCUCCAGUACCUGGCUCAAACUACAAUACCUGUGAUCGUAUCAAGAGAGGUCAUUCAUUCAGAAGCCCGCAUGCCACUUGGGACCCUCGCCGCCACCUGUAUGAGGAACUAAGUCUGCACCCACCUGGUGUGAGAAGACUCCCCCCCUGUCCCGGCUCCGAUGGAACAGUCAAUGGCAGAGGCAUGGAAGAUGAAAUUUGCCCCUAUGCAACAUUCCACCUCCUUGGUUUCCGUGAAGAAAUGGAUCCCUCCAAAGCCAUGCAGUUCCAGACAUUCCCUCACCAGAAUGGAACUGGACACUCGGGCACUAUUGGACCAGGCGGAAUGGUGAAUGGAGGGACAAUGGGUCACAUGCACUCCCGAUCAGGAUCUCAAUCAAUGCCAAGAGCCAACGGCCGCUACUCCCGCGUGGGUGGUCAGGGAGGCCACAAUAACACUUUCUCACCUGAGUAUGACGAUCCCGCCAACUGUGGUGAUGAGGAGGACCAGUAUGGCAGUCAGUAUGGACCAUAUGGCAACCCCUAUGAUCAUUACGGAAGUCGCAACUCAGUGAGCCGGCGUAGCGUUGGAUCAGCAAGGAAUCUGCCUAUGUCAAGUAGCCCUGAGCCGCCGCCACCACCUCCUCGCAACCACGAUCCCAAUGAUUCUAAAGACUCUAACGAGAUUUCGGAGGCUGAGUGUGAUCGCGAUCAGCUUGUGAACCGCAGCUAUGGUGUGAAUGUGAGGGCCAACUCCAAGGAUGGCAUGACCACCGAGGAGAUGCGCAAGCUCAUUGAGAGAAACGAAGCAGGCCCCCACCAACAACACCACCAAAACGGACUCACAGCCUACGAUACUGUGGCAGUGUAAUCUCUGAAUCUCCACUCACAAUGUACCAAGCCGGUACAACAACUGUGUGCCAUACAUAGCGUUAUGAGGUGUAAAUUAAAUACGCCUUGCACAUCGCCAGACCAUCACCUCAAACAUACUUGAGGAUAGUGUUACUCUUUCAGUGUUAACAAUCAAAACAUUUCUCAAUGUGUUCCUCUAAGAACCACAAAUUUUUCCCUUUUUUUCCCUUCCCUCUUAAGGACUGAAUCUUCUUAUUUCAUCAUUCAUGUCACAGCAUCUUAUAUCUGAAAAUAUUAUCAACCUUCUGUAAUAUUUGUGUCACUCCUUACGAGCAACACAAGAAGUUCAAUGUCUAUGCCGUAAAGUUUUUCAUAGCUUUAGCUUUCUUGUAUGCGUCAUUUAAUCAGUUUAAAACUUACCUAGGGAAAGGAAUGCUUGAAAAGUUUUGUCAGCAUUGAAAAAUGUGAAAAGAUAAUUUCUGAACUUUGGCUGAGAUCUUAAAAUGAUAGGUUUACCCUGUAUGAUAUAAAUACCAUAUUGUUUAGUCAGUAGAAGUCUUUUGUGUUAUAUUUCAUUCUCCUGCUGCUCUUUGUUUAUAUUGUUUGUUUUUAUUUUGAGUAUGAUUGUUUAUUGACUUAUUGGUGUGUAUACGUGCUACAGUAUGAUCACUAUUGUGCAUGGGCGUGGACUCAAUACUCUGUGUUUUACAAGAGUAAAGACAAUGACACGCUCUCUGCAGUCAAGUCGCAUGCCAAAUUUAUUAUACAUAUUCAUAUAUUAUGCUAUGUACAAUAUACUCAUUAUACAGUGUGUCCAUUAAAACAUAAUAUUUGUGUGAGUAAAAUUAAUCACAAGCAAUGAGGGGUUAGUAACAAAUGACAUCAUGUUUUUUAGUCUAAUUUUGAAUUACUCAUCCCUAGUCAAAACUGGGCCCCUCUUGGCCAGUUUCUUUCAAUUUCUUUCUUAUAGUUGGACAUUGCAUACCAUGAUACUUCCAUUAAACUAUUGCAGUAUUGAGUAACUGUGUUCCUUGCCAUAUUGCAAGGUCAUGUGGUUUUACUCUUGAGGCGUUGGCUGCUAUUGAUGUGAAUGUCCAUCUCUUUGCAUGUUCGUGAUGUCAUUUGUGACGACCCCCAAAUAGAUUGAUGCGUUUGGAGGAGUGGAUCAGGAUUAAUGUUGCUCGUUUUGUAGGGAUUAUAAUAAUCAAGUUAGCUCUAGCAGUAGAUUAAGCAUGAAGAAAGGAACAGGGCUGAGACGUCAAGCAAGCUGGGCCAGUCAAGGUGAUUGUCACUGGAUCACAACAAAAUGAGCUCUUUUGCUUUCUUGGUGCUGAGCGGAUUCGAAUAUGUACCAUGUCCGGUCUAUAGUGUGUGGUAAAUAGAACAAAAUUCAUUCAAUGGGAUGCACCAUACACUGGCUCUAGCAUCACAGCUGAGGUUUUGAAAUGCUAAUUGAUAGCUCUGAUGUGGAUGGCAUGCAUUAUCACUCAGCUGAACUGACACGUGUAUUUACCCAACUAUUAAUCCUGAUAUGUUUCAUCUAAAUGUGUUAAUUUCAGUGGGGCUUUUAAGUCUCUGUGUCUCUUCCUAUUCCAAUUAUCUAUGAUUCUUGUAUCAUUCUUGGGCACACUGUGUGUGUUUGGUUUUCAAGUAAAGCUCAACAUGUGACAUGUGAUAUUUUGUCCUGAAUUAAGUUAAUAUUUAAAUUUUUUUAACUUUUUAUUUCUGAUUGUUGUAUGUAGUACUUGCUGAAUGGCAGUCACCCAAUGGUUUCAUUUAAUUUAUAAUUGUUAUUAAUUAUGUGUGGAUUGAUGGUAGCUCUAAAUUGACACCUGUAAUGGUUAGUCCCGUACUACGGAGAAGUAUGAGACUGGCAAGGGGCAACAUUGAUGUCACUGCCAAGUGAUAAAUAUGCGUCCGUACUUAUCACAGAAACAGCGAUUGACAAGAAUUCUCUUCUCGUAGCACUCCGGGCGAUGACUGAACUUUGCAUUUUAUUGACUUUCAACUCCAAAGAAAUGUUAGACUGCAAAGAACUUUCUCACUUAAAGACAUUUUGUUUUGUCCCUGACUCCUUUAUUUCUUUUUGUGUGUCAUUUUUUGUUGGUCUUUUGAGUUAAUUGUGUUCACCUAAUCGUGUCUGGCAAGUUUAAACCGAGCAUCCUUUCUCCCAGUCAGGGAGUAAGUGCAAUGCAUUGUAUUGUGUAUGUGCAGUUUGACCGGUGGAAUGACAGACCAGUACUCACUGUGAUAGAUGUGCUGGUUUUUUUAAUGAUAUGGUGCUAAGUGGUAAGGAAGAGAAAGGUAACAAUUCUCUUCUCCCUUCAAUUGUCGGGUAUUUAUGUCAUGUCUUGAAGUGAGAAGUGGCACUGCAGAUUAUCUUGUACUGAAUGAUAUUUGUUCCUCCUACAAUGGAGGGAAGACCGUAUUGAAUGGGGAUAACUACAAUCAAAUGUAAGACUCAUAGUAUUCAAAGAAAAUCGAAUGAGACCAAAUCUCAUUGAUAUUCGUAAAUUAAAUACUCAAAAUUGGGUCAGCCCAGCACCAGAAUGAAGGUUAUUAAAGCUUGAUAGCUAUCUUGAAGUGCAGAUGAUAUUCUAUUCGCUCAUAUCUGCAGUUUUCUAAUUAAUUUUAAUGCAGCAUGUUAUGAAAUAUCCACCUUAUGAAAUGAAAAUUUCGCCAAGUUACUCUGUAAGUUUCUUUUCGUAGUCAAUACUUGAAACUAUGUAGUCCUUGGCUUAGCAAAACUUAAUGAAUUUAAUCAUAUUCAUUCAAUUUGUAUUUGUUUCUAUGAGUUUAUUUCAUGUAUUUCUGUGUGUCCUUACCAUAUGGAGCAGUUCCAUAUUACCCAUUAAAAUUAUUAGUGUAAUGCAUACGCCCUGUGGGCCCCUAUCCUAGAAGACACACGCUUCUAUCAUUUCUGAUCUGAUUCGCAUUCAUGAAAUGCUUGAUGUAUUGCCCCAGUGCUGCAUUUUUCAGUGUCAAACUACUCUUUACCUAAUAGUCUCUUAUAAUGUACAAAGUAUUUUAUUCUCAACAGUGUAUUUGUAUUCAAGUAAUACAAAAACAUUUACAUUUAAACUUUGCUUGGAUGGCUUUGCAAAUUUUUUAUUAAAUGUAAUGCUAAGUUUAGUAUAAGUGCAAGUUAUGUUUUAAAUAACUUAGCUAUCUAUGUAUUAUAUUAUAUGUCAUUUUACUUCUUUUGAGUUAAAUGGGUGUCAGAAUGCAGGUGCAGAGAUGGAAACGGAUUUGCUCUAUUUGAUGAGGGGCUGUGAUGCCUUUUAGGAAAAAAAAGAUCUUGUCAGAGUUGAAAGCCUUUUCUAGCAUUUCAAUCUGGAAGUCAGGAAAUCAAUUUGAGGAAAAGUUAGAAUGAUGAAUUUUAAAAACUAUUUACUACACUUUACAGUUGGUAGCUUUACUGUGAGCGUAAUUCUCACAAAUACUUUUUCUGUCAUAAGGUACAAUAUGGAGUAAGUGUACAUGCCAACUGUGCUCUCUCCCUAAAAAGAGAUACAUUUGCUCAAGUAAGGAUUCAAAGAAGUGGAACUUUAAAAACAGAAAAGUCAACCUGCUGCACUUUUGUCUCACUCAUUGGCACAAGUAGAAUAUUCUUGCGAAUGUUUGAAACUCGAGUGUUUGCUCUCCAAAGUGAUAAAUUUGACGUGAUAUGGGUUUCAUGGAAUUGGAUCGAAUGAAGAGGAAGGAUGGAGACAAAUCAGAGGAAAAGAAAUUUGGAGGUGAAUUGUGGCAACAUUAAUUGUGCUUUAAGCAUAAAUGAUAAGUAUUUUUUUGAUGUGGGAUUUAACACCUUGAUUUUACCUUCCUUGACCACUACACUAGUUUCUGCUCACUUUUAGGUUUAUUACAGUGCUGUAACAUUUGUUCCUGGAUGUGAGUAGUAACAGUUAGUAAUUGUCUUUCCUCUUCAUUCUGGACUUGAGCAGUGCUAAGCACAGUACAGUAUGUUAACAGCUAAAAUAGCGGAAGGCUUCCUUUUGUAUCCUCCAUGUAAGUUUAUCCGUGGGACUGUGAUGUUUCAUUAGCUUAAUGGGAAGCGUUCAGUAUGCUGUUAGCAAUUUCAUCAGGAUGCUGAGCAUGAAGGCACAAAGGAUUGUAAAGUGUCGACUUUUGCUUCCUGAGAGUCAUCAUGUUUGGGGGUCUUAGUCUCACAAGGAAUCGAGCUCUUCGGUAUUUUAUUUAUUCUUUGCCUUUUUGUCUUGUACAUUUUGUAUAAUUUUAGCAAUACUUAUUUGUGUUGUAUGUAACAUAAAUUUAACCAUAUUAGUUUGAUUGCUUAAUGGUUUUCAAUCAAGCCUACCUGUGAUGCUAGCAAUUCGUCAUACUUGUAUAUGAUUUACAAGAGGAAUGAAAUGAAAAGAUUCUCAAUAUUUGGGAGCUCACCAGUGCUUCAUGAAUUUGUUUGAAACAAUGGAGGCUUUGCUUCGUGGACAUUUAUGAUUUUAAGUAUGGAGCCUUUAUAUUUGUUCAGUUUUUCUUUCUUUGCCUGUCUUUCUUUGUUUUACUUGAUAACUAUUUGUUUGAAUAAGGUUGACUGUUAUGCCAGCAGAGGAUGGAAGCACCCUGUGUAACCCUGUGGGCUGGACUCCUAAUACGGAAGCUAUUUGUACCAAAGUUGUAGAGUGGGUAGAACAUUUGUGUUAAUAAAUUAUAAAUUAAAUUUC